Molecule: messenger RNA, 477 nt
Organism: Zasmidium cellare ATCC 36951
Lineage: Eukaryota; Fungi; Ascomycota; Dothideomycetes; Mycosphaerellales; Mycosphaerellaceae
Exons: 1
Coding region: 1-477 (158 amino acids)
Source: RefSeq, a predicted model, not a curated record
AUGGCUUGGCUGGCCGGCCAAACUGUAUACUUAUCUGCCUGGAUGGCCAAGACGGCGGCGGAGUAUCUGGAACCCGGCUGCACAACGACGAUCAUGGAUCGCCGCACACCUCUCUGCCAGCGCACUGCAGCAUCUUGCGAGGAUGUGACGAUGCAGCUUGUUGCAGGACGUGGGCAUGGCGGGGGGAGCUUCGUUGUGCUACCUCCUACUACUCUCACGUCUCAAAAACCUGGGGUGCACUUUUUCGAGCGAGAGGAACUCGACCAAUCGAAUCACUGGUUUCCCCACGAUGGCCGAUGGAGAGAGAUUGUACAGAAACACCAAGAAGAAGUUGCAUGCGCGUCCGCCAAGAGUCCGCCCGGGCUUGGAAGUGAGACGCUCCCCGUCGCAUGUCUGCGUCCCGCUGGCUUUUCCCACCCCAAAGAGCAGCCCCCACGGCUGCUUAAACGCCGAAGCAGCGAGAAACAAGAACACUGA